AUGACAACAAUUAGCUCAUGCACUGAUGACCAACAAAUUUCUACUUUGAGUGAAGAUAAUUUUCAAAAAAUACCAAAGUCUGAAAGCGAAAAAUUAUUCUUCAUUCCGAUGAGAUGGAACUUCUUCGAGAAGUAUUUCGAAUUAAAUCCAAGCGAUACUUGUUUUUCUGCAAUAUUUCUGAACGCAUUUUUCCAUCCUGACGAAAUUGUAAGGAAAUAUGCCAGAGAAACGUUUACUAAGACACUAAGACGCUGCAAAGUUAACAUAAUUCCUCCUUUGAACCCAAUUAAUUUACUUCUUGACGAAUUAUUGGAAAACAAAGCAGAAAUAGUCGAAGAUACCCUCAUCGACAUAUCUCUUGUCAUGGCCACAAAAAAAGAUAUAGCAAAAGUCGAUUAUUUUGAGUUAUUAUACUCAUUAAUUAAUGAAAAUAAUUAUAUAACUUAUAUGAGUGUCUCAUAUAUAUUGUUUGCUUCUAAUACAGAGAUCUACAAGCAUUUCUUCCUUCUUUGGCUGUCAACUCAAAAAUAUUUCAAAGAAAAGGACGAAAUACAGUAUCAGAACAUGAUAUCUUACUUCACAGAUAGAUCUGUAUUAUGCGGAAUCUCAAAACAUUCACAAGUUUAUAAAAUUUUUGCGGAAUUUUGGAACAAAUACGAUUUUACUCCGGAAAAAAUUGCGAGUACCUUAGAUAUAUUACUUGAAAGCCAACCAUCAUCAAAUUUCACUCCUUUAUUCACUAUUUUAGGAAAAGAAAAAUGCAGAUUAAUUCUUUGCAAAUUAAACACAGAAUAUUAUGAAUUGGCAUUCUUCUGUUCAUUCCUAACCUAUGAUGAGUUCUCAGAUCCACAAAUUGCCUUGCUAACCAUUGAUAUCUUGGUAAGAACUAUAAAUUCAAGGCCAGAUUAUUAUAUAAUGUUUGGAACUACUAAGAUACAUCCUUUUAUUGUGUUUUCAAACAUUGCUGGCCAGAUAAUUUCAACAAAACCUUCCAAAAAAGAUGAUAUGGACCAAUUAUACAAAUCUUUAGCGACAAUUGUCCCUAUUGAUGCACAUAUCAACUAUUCCAAGAUAGUUUACAACAAGUAUCAACCAGAUCUCUUCAAAAUUAACUUUGAUUAUAAUAAUUUUCUGAAAGAUCUGCUAGAUAUGCACAAAACAAUGGUUGAUAAUGAAAGAAAGAGCUUCAACAAGAUCCAUGAUGACUUCGAUCAGGACAUAAAGAAUGAUAAAUUAAGGACUUCCAAAUUAUUCACUUCAUUUAUGAGAACUAUCAGCACAGACGGAGGUCCAUGGUCAUCAGAACUCUGUAAAUGCUGGAAAUACAUGGCGAAAGUUGAUUCCACCGGUAGAAUUCUCUUCUAUUCACGAAAUACUCAUUUCACUGACCAUAAAAACGCAAGAAACAAGAAAGGUGACAAUGAUGAAGAGAUAGAACCAAUCAAAAGCUUUGUAUUAUCCUUUAAAAAAGAAAUUCGGAAAUCAAUUUCAGUUUUCCAAGCGACAUCAAGGAAAAUUACAGGGUUUUACAAUGGAUACUUGCAUAUUCUUGAUGAUUCCAUCUGUUUCGAUGGCGUUUAUUCGGCAGAUUCAUUUGGAAAUACGAGAUUAUUAGAAAAGAAGCGUCCGUUCUUCAAAUUGAUACAAUACUCCGAUAUAACAUUUAUAUUUAGAAGAUAUUUCCUGCACGAAGACUGCGGAAUUGAAGUUUUUACCAAAAAUUUCAAAUCUUAUCUUUUUUAUUUUGUCAAUUUUGACACAAGGAACAACUUUUUGGCAACUGUAUCCACAAAAAUACCCAAAGUAACGCUUCCCAAGGACCAUCUCUUCUCACAACUCGUUUCAAAAUUCGGAGGAAUCCCGAUACAAAAUUGUGAAGCCGAAGAAUUGCUCUGGAAAUCGGGACUUGCGAAGCGUUGGUCAUCAGGAAGAUUAUCUAACUACGAAUACCUGUACUUAUUGAACGUAAUUGGCGGAAGAUCGUUUAAUAACGUCAGUCAGUACCCGAUCUAUCCAUGGAUUAUAGCUGAUUACAAGACAAAUAAAUUUGAUAUCAGUAAUCCAUCGUUUUUCAGAGAUCUUUCGAAGAUGAUUGGAGCUUUGAAUCAAGAAAGAUACGAUACUCUCAGAAACGACAGAGAUUUGAUAGACGAUCCAACAGAAAAAUCUUUGUUCAGGUCAAACAUGAGUAAUCCAAGCUCAGUUUGUGGAUUCUUAGUUCGUGAAGAGCCAUUUACGACGAUGCACAUUAAAUUACAAGACGGAUACUUUGAUAAAGCCGACAGAUUAUUUUAUUCCAUUGAAUCUGCAUGGAAUAGCUGUAAUAAUUCGGCUUCCGACUACAGAGAACUACUUCCCCAAUUUUAUUGCAAUUCAAGGUUCUUAAAGAACGAAAACAAGUUCAGUUUCGGAACUAGAUCUACAGGCGUAACAAUAGAUGACGUAGAACUUCCGAAUUGGGCUUCUUCUCCCUAUGAUUUCGUUGAUAAGAAUCUAAUUGCCCUUGAAAGUUCAUAUACUAGCCAGCACUUGAACGAAUGGAUCGAUCUGGUUUUCGGAGUAAACCAAAGAAUCCCUGAAAGUGAGUUCCAUUGUUUUUCAUAUCACGAUUGUAUGAUUGGAUUGACAAAUGAAGAAGAUAUCGAGCUCAGGAAGAACUAUUGUGCAAAUUUCGGAUCAAUGCCUACGAAAAUAUUCAGAGUUAAGUCUCCAAAAAAGAAUAUUCAAAUUCCAUUAAAAGUUUUUGACUACCAGAGCAAUACAAACUCAAAUGGAAACACAGCACCACCUCCAAAAAUUCUGUGUCUGCUAAAUGGCUGCUGUUUAACAGAAGAUGGCGUUUUUACGAAAUUAUCUCGAAAAAUGCACAAAGUUAAGUUCAAUUACAGGUUCACAGAUGACAUGUUAUACGCAGUAUCCACAAAUCCACUGACGUUAUUCGUUUGCGGCAAGAAUUCGCCUGUUGUCACUUCAUUUCCAUUUAAUCAUCCAAAUAAUCCAACCAGAUUAAUGCAUUCGAGUUCAAACCUUAUCUGCAUGUCAGCAACAUCAGAUAGAUUAGUUGUUUGCGGUUCUGAUUGUUUUAUUUAUUUAUGGAAUUCAAUGACGAGCGAAUUAAUUUCUACGAUGCAGAUCCAUUCAUAUCCUAUUGUAGAUGUAUCCGCUUCAACAGAACUCGCCGCUUUUGCUUCAAUUGACAGAUCUCAUAACAUUUUCGUUGUUUCUUUGACAGAUAAGCAUGUUAUAUCACCAUUUAAUGCAAAAGUCUCUGAAGAUGUUAAGAACCAUAAGAUUUGUCUCACACAGAAUGGAAGAAUCAUAAUUUCUAACAGAAGUGACUCAAAAGAGAACAGUAUCUUAAUUUUCGAUAUUUGUGGAUCAUUAAUAAACAAAUUGGCUUAUGGCUGUGAGGUUGUUGCCAUAAGAUCUGCAAUGCUUUCAAGCGGAAACGUAUUUUGCAUCGCAUCUCUUGGAUCAAGGAGAAUAGAAUGCAUUAGUGAUAAAACUAAUGGUAUUGAACGUAUGCCAAAUGAGGAUUCAAAAAAGGUUAAUGAAAGUUUCAAUCCAAAUUUCGUUUCAAUUCGAUCUAAGGAAAAAACAAUUUGGUAUGGUACAAAUUCCGGAUUAUUAUCUAGAAUUGUUUUAUGUAAUGAUGUUUGA
Molecule: messenger RNA, 3660 nt
Organism: Trichomonas vaginalis G3
Lineage: Eukaryota; Parabasalia; Trichomonadida; Trichomonadidae
Product: beige/BEACH-related family
Exons: 1
Coding region: 1-3660 (1219 amino acids)
Molecular function (GO): protein binding
Source: RefSeq, a predicted model, not a curated record